AUGGCACCGUACGAGGUGUUAUAUGGUCGUAGAUGUGGUACUCUUACCUGUUGGACUGAGUUAGAUUCUGAUACCGAAGAGAAGAAAAAGAUACUGAGGUUUGGACAGAAGGGUAAGCUUAUCCCUAGGUUCAUUGGGCCUUACCGUAUACUGAAGCGUGUGGGGCCGGUCGCAUAUAAACUUGAGUUGCCUUCAGAAUUAGACUGGAUUCAUGAUGUGUUCCACGUCUCCAUGCUGAGGUGUUAUCACUCUGAUCCCACACACAUUGUAUCAAUCGAGGAGAUCGAGGUUAGGCCAAAUCUGACUUUCGAGGAGGAGCCAGUGCAGAUAUUGGACCGUGAGGUUAAAGUACUGAGGAAGAAAUCUAUUCCUCUAGUCAAAGUGCUUUGGUGUAAUUGCAGUUCAGAAGAAGCCACGUGGGAACCUGAGGAGGCGAUGCGUCGGCAAUACCCUCAUCUUUUCUGA
Messenger RNA from Gossypium raimondii (Peruvian cotton), 465 nucleotides. RefSeq lists its product as uncharacterized. The coding region runs from base 1 to 465 and encodes 154 amino acids. The transcript has 2 exons. NCBI's taxonomy places the organism in Eukaryota, Viridiplantae, Streptophyta, Magnoliopsida, Malvales, Malvaceae. The record is from RefSeq and is a predicted model, not a curated record.